This is a messenger RNA of Xenopus laevis (African clawed frog), 3918 nucleotides long. RefSeq names its product solute carrier family 66 member 1 like S homeolog (gene slc66a1l.S). The record is from RefSeq and is a predicted model, not a curated record. Gene Ontology annotation, biological process: L-lysine transmembrane transport. The coding region runs from base 146 to 1033 and encodes 295 amino acids. Lineage: Eukaryota; Metazoa; Chordata; Amphibia; Anura; Pipidae. Gene Ontology annotation, molecular function: basic amino acid transmembrane transporter activity; L-lysine transmembrane transporter activity. Gene Ontology annotation, cellular component: lysosomal membrane; lytic vacuole membrane; membrane. The transcript has 7 exons.
AUUCAGUACAGCCAGAACGCUCCGCCUAUGAUGUUACUUGUGUAUUGAUGUUAGUUUGGAGGAGUCGGGAGCCGCGGUGCCACAGUGCGACAAGUUGCUUUGUUCUCCCUUAAGGGGAGACGGGCUACUUCCUACUAGUAGUAUCAUGGGUGACACGGGGCCCCGUCACAGCGGUGGGGUUUGUAUUGAGGGAAGCCCGUGGAUUUGGCAGCUUUUACAACAAUGCGUGGGAAAUGCUUGGGAGUACUGGAGCGUCAUUGUGGGGCUGCUGUCCAUCACUUGCUUCUUGUUUGCUGCUUUGCCUCAGUUGUAUGUGGCCCAUACGAAUGGAAGAGUGGACCAGGCACUUUCCCUUGGGUUUUUGUUGUGUUGGUUUGGAGGUGACUUCACGAAUUUCGUUGGCUGCUACCUGACCAAUCAACUGCCACUUCAGAUUAUUACAGCUAUUUUGUAUGUGAACAUGGACAUAAUUAUGAUCUCACAAUUCUCCUACUACAAACUGAAAAAUAACAGGUUGAAAGGGAAUGGAAGCCUAAAGGGAAUUUGCAUAUUGUGGGUAGUCCUUUCCAUUACCUUGUCUAUCAUACUGCCUAGCCAAUUGCUUCUGAAAAAACAUGACAAGAACACUGAUGUGGAAGUAAACCAGAAAACUAUUGGCAUUACUGAAAUGUCUGGUUUCAUUUGUGGGUAUGUUUCGUCUGUUUUUUAUUUGGGCUCCCGCUUUCCCCAGCUUCAUAAAAAUUUCCACAGAAAAUCCACAGAGGGCACUUCCUACUUGUUAUUUGCGUUGGCCAUGCUUGGAAACUGUACCUACGGGAUGAGUCUGCUUUUAAAGCUACCUGCUGUUAGACACCAUAAGAGCCAAUAUAUUAUACACCAUCUGCCCUGGUUAAUUGGGAGCUUUGGUGUCCUUAUACUUGACUUUUUUAUGACGGCACAGUUCAUAAUUUAUCAGAAAAACAAGACGAAUAAGACUAAAGAUUUAUUUGCAAUUGAAGUGGAACCUUUACUUGUAGAUGAAAAAGAAAUCUAAAGUUUAAGGGCAGGUGUACAUACCCUUGCUGUCAACUGUAAACAAAAGUGAACUGCUGGCUGGAAUUUUAGGAAUUAUGCCCUUUAAUAUUUAAAGUUCAUUAAUCUGUUUACAUUCCAUAUGGACUUUCUUCCAAGAUGUUAUCAUCCAUAGCAUCUUCAACUGAAGGUGUUAUAUAAGAAGCUAACACAAGUUGAGAAUGUAAGCUGACCAUAGACGCAAAGAUCCGAUCGUUCGAAUCCUUGAACAAUCCGACUUCCCCAUCUCCAGACCUGCCACUAACCUUCCAGAUCAAAUAAAGUAGUAAAAGAACAGAUCAGCCGAGGAUUCGUACGACUGGAUCUAUGGCCAGCUGAAAGCCUAAAACAGAAUAUAGCUAGAAAUGCUGUUUCAUGUUUUAAACUUUCUGUACAAGCCCCAAACUCAACUCUCAGUCUUUUGACAGUCACGAUCCAUGUCUUCAAUUCAGUCUAAAAAAAUCCAAGAUGAGAUCUGCAGUUGACAAAGAUACAAGAUAACUCGAAAGUUCAGGGACAUCUCCAGUGUUCCCUUGUACACAUUUUGAGGACAGUGCACACAAUAAAUCAUUUUACAAAUAAUUUUGUACUUACUCUUAACUGUUCACUGUUUUUUAAAAGUGCGGCCACAAUAAUUUAUUUUACGUUCUCAACCAGGGAAUACUGGGCGCAUCUAAUAAAUGCAUGUUGCAGUGCUACACUGAUUGCAGUUAAAUUUAAAUUAGUCUAGUUGGAUUUUCUAGACAAAUCUCAUGCCUCCCAACUGUCCUAUUUUUCGCAGGACAGUCCCUAUUGUGAUAGCUCAACCCCCAGUCCCAGAUUAUAACUGAAAUGUCCUGACUUUCUCUUUGAUCUCCUGCAUUGAACUGCCAGAAAAAGAUACAAUGUUUCUAACUUAAUUGGCUUUUGGCAGAGAGCACAUAAUACAUGGCAGGUGCACUUAGAUACAUUUGUUACAAUUUUAGAUGAGCAAAGAAACAAUUGUAAUGAAGAUAAGCAGGUGUCUGUGACUGACUUGCAGCUUAAAGGGCAAUUCACCUUCAUUAGCAAAACUGUAAUAACGCAUAAAAAUCACAAAUAUCUUCAAACUUUCAUAACCUGCCAAAUUGUGUAAAAUGAUCAUGGUAAUUAGGGGGUGUGGUCAAGAAUGUGCCCCUCCCUUUGUCCCUCUUUCUACUUCCAAAAUGUUGGGAGGUAUGGAAUCUCUGAAUUAUCAAGUGAUCUGAUAAUACUAUGUUAGACCAUUGUCAUGUGCUGUGAAUCAGUAAUAAAAUAAGAUGGUGAGUUACUAGGGACAGAGACAGAUCUUCACUGCUAAGGUCAAUGACACAACACUGAGCACGUUAAGAGAAGUGUUUUCUAUUAACCUAAAAACGCUGUGCCCAAAGCAGCCAUAGUUUGUAAAGUAAAUCCGCUGACAAGCCCUCGCAUCAGUGUUUUUAAAGCUAAAGUAGUAAAAACAUGUGUUUCAGAGCUAACAUCCUCAGUGCUGUGGAGGACUGCUUGGGGCAUCAUAUUUUCAGCACGUGAAAUCCAGUUGAAAUGUUUUAAAUAAAACUAUAGCUUGGGCAUAUCUAGCACUUUGUAGAGAAUCAUCUAUUCUGUGUGCGUAAUACAGUAUGGGAUCUGUUAUCCAGAAUGCUUAUGACCUGGGAUUUUCUGAAUAAGGGGUCUUUCCAUAAUUUGGAUCAUAUUUUAAGUCUUCUAGAAAACAUGUAAACCUUAAAUUAACCCAAUGGGAUUGUUUUGCUAAAAAUAACGAUUUUAUUUAACUACAGGGAAAAAGUAAAUACAAAAGAUAUGCUUAAAUGGAGUUUAUUAUGGCCUUUCUGUAGUUUUGAGAUCUGGAGAGAACUGGUGUCUGAUAAGGGAUCCCAUACGUGUAUUUUCUGUAGCACAAUAUCUGUUGUUGUUUUUUAUUUACUGUGCUUUAGACUUCAGGUAAAGCCACCAGGCAUCAGUGAGAGCUGCUUAUCACAGAUAACAGAACUUUGAAAUGUUUACAUUUUUUCUGACUUCUGAAUGUGACACAUACUGUUUUUACAGGUGGACUUUAUAAAAACCUGCCAGUGCCGUUCCUUUAGUACAAAUGGCAGUGCUUAGCCUCCAUUUCUAUUCUCCACAAGAUACUUGUGCUAGACAAUAGCGCGCCCUUCUCCGGCUGCUACUCUCAGUAUGCUCCAUCACUACAAUAUUUCCAGCCUCUUGCAUUUUGUUACCAGCCAAGUGAUAGCAGCAUACUAAGUGAUCAGUCAAAGAAUAAUGGCUGCUAUUAUCUGAACCAGGUUAGUAUCUGUAGGAAGGAAGGGUAAGAGCUUUUAAUAUGCUCUAGCUGAUCUCCUAUACUAAGCAACUUUUACAUUUGUUCUUCAUUAUUUAUUUGGUUUAUAUUAUAAAGUAUUGUCAAUUCUCCAGCAUAAGCUGUCCUCAUGCUGCAACAUUUCAUUACUCACCUUUGACAAACUCCCUCCGCUGGAUGCUUGUUGUUAUUACGCAAGGCCACUUCCUGAAUUUGUUCUGCACCUCCAUAUGGCUUAUGGCAGAACUGCAUUUGGACUUAUCUGGCUACUGUAAUUCUACCAUGUGACCCAGCAUAGUGCCUUGUGGGAGCUAAGACUCCAUUUUAUAGUCCAUAGUAAAUCUGUUUUAACCCACCUCUACAGCUGUCCGCACCUCAAAGACACUGCUGCAGAUAACAUUUGGGCCAGCCAAUGUGCUUGAUGCUGCAGUUAAUGUUCAUGUUACAUGUUUGUAUGUUGUACCUUUCAUUGCAAACAUACUUAUUGUAUUUUCUGUUAUUCGUUACAGUUUCACCUCUCUACUCUACUCUAUUCCACUUGCCUAUCCAGUAAAAUCUACAGACUCCAA